AAAAUGUCAAGGUCAUAGACUUUAUGGUCGAGCGCACAAGGUUCACAAAAAAUUGUUUGGGUUACUAGUUGUUAAACCCUGAACACCAAAUUUAUUCGACGUAUUUCAUCCUGAAGUCUCUAUGUUACUGGAAUAUGCAACUUUUAGAGUCAGUCGGGAAUUUACGACCUCCUCGAAGACUCAAAUCAACAUGUCGUCCAGCGAAAAAACUCAAAACUAUUGCAUAUCAAGGUCUACCACCACCUUCUAUAAGACUACGUUUAGAUGAGGCUAUUGAAAAUGCAAGACGUAAUCAUCAGUCCAAUGUAUUUCCUAGUCAGGAUCCAAGUAUUUUAAAUAAAACAUGGAGAAAAUCAACAACAUCAAUAACUUCAAAUGAUGUUGAUAACGGUAACUCAAACAUUUCAGAAUCACCUCAGAUGUCUCAAAUACUACGUCCUAAUUUAACAAAACCAACUAUAAUUCAUAAACCUGGUAUAUCUUUACGAGGUGAAGAAAGCUUAGAAAAUUAUGUACGCGGAUGCGGUAGUCAGUGGUUUAAACAAAUUAGCAAAGAAGAAUCUUUCAUAGAAUGUCAAAAAGAUGUACACAUCCGUUGUCCACGGGGAGAGGUUUGCUUAUUUUACAAUUUAAUUGAAAAUAAACCCAUAUUAGUGUUUACUAUCUUAACAUGUUACCAUGUACUGGAACAGCCGAGCGUAGAAAGAGUUCGCUCUCUUUCACUCUCUCUGAAAAUUCUUUCAUAUGGCCGCAUGUAUAUAGACACUUCCAAAAACGUCACUCUUGCGGUGGGGUUGUCGUUUACAAAGCAUCUAAUAGACUUCUCAGCAAUAGACUUCAGUUUAUCUAAUUAGUUAGUGAUCGACUUGACUUUGCCAACUGUAAAUCAAAUUUUUUUUAAGGAUCAAACAUAAUUUCACCAAUGUAGCUAAGCAUGUGUUAAUCUUAUACAGUUAACAUUUGGAUUUAACUUAUUAUUUGAGAACAAACACUUUGUUCUUAUUCCAUAUUCAUUGAUUUCUUACUGUAUGUACUUGUCUACUACUUCUGUUUGUGUUCCCUGAACAUACUACGAAAAAACUUGAUAAUACAUAUUUUACAAUAUUGAGCGAUCAUCAUGCAUUGAUAUCAGGGAUAUAUACAUAUUUCAACUGUUGAGAUCAUGAGUCGACUGAAGCUAGACCACCAUGGAAAACCUGGAAGCACUGGACGGCCGUUUGGUCCUAUUGUGGGACUGCUCAGCAGUGCGCAUCCACGACUCUGCUUCGCGGGAUGCGAACGCAGGACCUACUGGCUUCGCGCGCGAGCACUUAACCACUGAGCCGACCGCCAUCCAACAGUGUUAAUAUCUAACUUCAACUAAUCCACGAAAUUGAGCGACAUAUACACCAUUGUCUUCAGUGAGUUACUAUCUCACAACAGACCUGUUUGAACUCCACUAGUCACUAUUUCUCACUAGAACGCCAGGAUAUACAUCUGGAAGCCAGUCACCAGUGAGCAUAUGUUGAUUAUUAUCAGAAGGGGGUUUUGUGGAGAUUUUAGUAAUAUAUAUAUAUAUAUAUAUAUACCCUCUUCACCGAGUUAAAGUACAUUGUUUGUGUUUCUCUAUUAAAACCUUAGGUACACUUUUAAUGGUUAGCAACUAGCAAAUACAAUCAUUACGAUUAGUAUAAAGGGUUUGUUUAAAUUGUUCAAUUUCAUUAUGAAGUAGUGGAUGAUGAUUAAAUGAUAUUACAAAUUGAAUGAAUUUAGAAAUGUGAACCAUUAAAAGUUAAUUCAUUAAUCUGAGCAUAUUCAACGAAGGCUGACAAUCCUUAGUACAAUCUCUUAAGAAGAUAUAGAUGAGCGUUAUUAAGGUGUCUAAUACAAUAAAGACACAACUGAUAAUCAUUCUGUAGUUUAGAUAAAGUUAAACGAUUAUGUAAAAUACAGACUGAGCAAUCACCAUGGACUUCACAUAGAUUUUGAUUAGUUACAUCAUUCUUACAAGUGCAUUGUUGACUGUUGUAAGAGUAAAUUGGAAGAACGCUAGAGAUGACUACAUGAUUGCCGUAAGCAAAAGUUGGAGAUAUUGGGUGACAUGGGUUAGAAUCAUUUGCAAUGGCGCAUAUGGAUUUACAUUUUAUCUUAUAUCUUGAGUUUUAAUCUUCACUUACACUUUUUAUUCCAUCAAAAUAUUCUUUAUUCUCCAAUCAUUUUGUCUAUUCCUAAUCGUUUCUAUGACAGCUGAUAUAAUUACUAGUUGUGCUAAUCAACCAUUUCUCUUGAUAAUUUCAUCUUAGUGUUAUGGAUGCUGAGUAAAAAUAUACCAAUAAUUAUCGUGUUAAGUCUAUGGUGGCCUUGGACCUUAAAUGUACAUUUCCUAUUGGUCGAUGUUUGUUUCACUUGUUAAAUAUUGUGUAAAUGUUGUUUUCUAUUUUUAUGGUACGAUGUGGUUUGUUUGGUUAGUAUAUAAAUAGAGUAUGUCUGAAAUACAACGAUUCAUAACUCAGAGGCUGUGACUUGUGUUCUUGACUCAACUGGCUGGGCUAGACAGGGAAGCGGGACCAAUCAGGGCACUAGGUCGUCCACUACGUGUUUACGUGUCCACUGUAACCGAUCGGUAUAAACGCUGCUUAUCAAAACCUGCAGUCACACCCGUUACAACACUUAGUAUCCUGAUAAGAGGUGGUAAAUCGAACCAAUACACGUAUAUAUCAGAUAUUACAUUGAUAAUAACUGACUGCUUGGUUAACUGAGUACAUGGUUUAACUUAUAAAUAGCUAAAUGUUCAAUACAUUUACUUAUUUAAAUGCAUAUUUAUUGAUAUCACUGAUUUAAGGCGUUAGGUAAUUUACAUAAAGGACGAAACGGUAUUGGUGUUAGUAUUCUACUUGAUUCUAAACAAAAUAAUACACCAAUCAUGGAAUCACAUAAUCCAAUACGUUCUCUUCCAUCAAAUGAAGCUUAUACAAAUUGGCAACGUGAUAGAAUUAAAGAAGCUGGUUUAAUGGAACAAAUUCUAAAUCAAGGAUGGUCAUGUAAAAGUGGUCUUACAAAAAAGUCAAAUGAAAUACAAACUUUUCACAAACCGUCUAAUUAUUUCAAUGAUGACAAUGAUACAGCUGAUCAUUCAGGUGCACAAAUGGCGGAGAUUUUAGGUGAGAAACUUCCUUCUGCUUUGCUACUAAAAGAUGUCAAUAUGAAAAUUGCUCCCCGAAGCAUUCCGCAAUCAGCAGCAGCAAAUGCUGCACGUGAAGGAGUUGGAAUGGCUGAACGAUUCGGUUUAAUUCAGCCUAAACAGUCUUAUCUUGGAGCGGAUAUGGAUAAGAUUGCAGAGGCAAUAUCAGAAGCUACAUUUUCUCUAGAUAUGCAACAGUGUGGAAAUGGGCCCCGUACUAAGUUUGAAGGAGUUGAAUAUGCUAAAAGAAAUCGUGGAACACUCAAUAAUAGUAACUUGCACUCGAUGAAUCCUGAAUUAAUACCAAAGCAAACUCCACGAAUACGACCGGAAGCUCAAGAAAUAUAUGAGUCGAAUGACGGUCAAAUGUGUAAAUUGCUGCUGACAAAUGAUAAAUUAAAACAAAAAUUAUUAUGGAAUCCAAAAUUUUAUCCGAAUACUAAUGAUAUCAUUAGAAGAUCACGUGGUGGAGCAGCUAAAGAUUGUUUAAAUCCAUAUAAAACAAAAUGGUGCAGUAAAAUACGAAUGACGCGGACAGCUUCAAUUAGAAGGAAACAAAUAAAUAAUUAAAACAAUAUUAUUAUUUAAAGUGUUUAUGAAUAUCGAUGUACAAUUAUCCAUUAGAAACUGAUGUUAUAUACUUGUAUUUUCGAUAAUAUCAUUUCUUACUAUAAACUGAUCUCUGUUAGAUA
Molecule: messenger RNA, 3852 nt
Organism: Schistosoma haematobium
Lineage: Eukaryota; Metazoa; Platyhelminthes; Trematoda; Strigeidida; Schistosomatidae
Exons: 6
Coding region: 2903-3730 (275 amino acids)
Source: RefSeq, a predicted model, not a curated record